UGUCCGCAGGCGGGGGCGGGCGCGGCGGAGCCGGGGAGGAGGCGGUGCCUUAUAGCGCGGGCGCGGCGGGCAGCGCCGGCAGAGCCGAGCCGAGCCGAGCCGGCCGAUACCCUGGACAGCGCUCCGCCGCCACCGCCCCGCCGCCAUGGAGAGCCUGAAAGCUUUUGACCGGGAAGUAAAUGAGUUUGUGGACUAUAUGUUUGGGCCUCGAGAUCCCAGGGUUAGAGGAUGGUUUCUUUUGGACUCUUACCUUCCCACUUUUUUCCUUACUGGAGCAUACCUACUGUGCAUAUGGCUGGGCACCAAGUUCAUGAAGGAUAGGCCUCCUUUCUCCCUCAGGACUCACCUCAUUGUAUAUAACCUUGGGAUUACACUGCUCUCCUUGUACAUGCUCAUAGAGCUCAUCCUUGCCACAUGGGAAGGAGGCUACAACUUGCAGUGCCAGAACCUUCACAGUGCAGGGGAGGCCGACAUCCGGGUAGCCAAGGUGCUGUGGUGGUAUUACUUUUCCAAAGUAAUUGAAUUCAUGGACACUAUCUUCUUUGUACUGAGAAAGAAAAGCAGCCAGAUCACCUUCCUUCAUGUGUAUCACCAUGCCACUAUGUUUAACAUUUGGUGGUGUGUUCUGAACUGGAUACCUUGUGGGCAAAGUUUCUUUGGACCCACUUUGAAUAGCUUUAUCCAUGUGCUUAUGUAUUCUUAUUAUGGACUGUCAGUCAUCCCCUCUAUGCGCAAGUAUCUCUGGUGGAAGAAAUACCUCACUCAGGCACAACUGAUCCAAUUUCUGCUCACUAUUGUGCACACACUCAGUGCUGCUGUGAAGCCAUGUGGAUUCCCAUUUGGCUGUCUCAUGUUCCAGUCCUCCUAUAUGGCCACACUGGUCAUUCUCUUUGUGAACUUCUACAUCAAGACAUACCAGAAAGCACCUUCAAGAACAGCUACAAAGGAAACCCGUGUCACAACAGAAAUCAAGAACGGUUUCCAUAAGGACUACUUUGCUGCUGCCAAUGGACUUCUGGACAAUAAGAAAGUACAAUAAGUAUGGUACUUCUUGUGCUUUUUUUUUUCUAAACAAAAAAAAAAAGGGAAAGGAACAAAAAAAAGAAAAAGAAGACUGAAUUACAAGCUUUAGCUUAAAACCUGAUUGAUUACAUUUAUCAGUUCUUUCUACCAGACACUUAUUAAUGUACCACUAUGUAGGUUUUAACAAACUUGCUCUGUCAAAGAUCACCAUUGGAAUAGAAGCGGCCAAGAUCUUUAUCCUGUGAAAAAGAAAACCUUUGUGAUCUCUAAUGCUGACACAAAAAAGCCUUACCAAACACUUGAUGGGUAAACCCAUCAAUGCCUUCAAAAGGUUAGGACUCUGUUCAGACUAAUGCAGUGAGCACUUUCUAUGCAAGAGACAGGUCUUGAGGCAAGACCUCAACAAUCCACCCAAGACACUCAGCUAAACUGUGACUGUAGUCAGGAAAAGGAGGAAGGGGAGAGGAGGAACACUGGGAAUCCUACCUUUUCCAUCAUCAUUCCCUUCUUUGCUUCUUCUCAGAUGUUCCCCAAAGCUUCCAUUGACACCAGCAAGAUGUAGCCAUCCCUUUGGUUGUGUGGGAGCCCUGAGGAAGACAUUGCACUGUACUUGCUUCACAUAUGUGCAACCUGACUCAGAUGCCAUAAAGGCUGUCAGGAGCAUUCUGCUUCAAGGGGGGAUGGAAUGGUAGCACGUGGGAUUGACCAGUAUAGCAUUUAGAAUACAUGAUAUCACAUCAUGAUAGGAGGUUUUGAGCAAAACAAGUCAUUUCAGAUGUGCUAGAUCAACCGGAGUUCUCAGUAAAUGGAUUUUGAAAGAAAUAAGAGCUCAACAACUUACCUUUGACAAAUCCUUUGAGUGUUUAACAUGCACAAAGUUAAUCCUAUGUAAAUACUGUAAUUUGCCACAAACUGACAUGCCACAUAUUAGUAGACUGGAAGAUGCAGAAAAUCUUCAAAGUGAAUUCAGCAACAAGCAAAGCACAUAAUAAAGGAAUUUCUGUGCUAGGUGGGCCUUAUUCAGACUGGUUUCUGACUAGAGAAACAGGUAUGACUGAGGCACAAUCCUCUGUAGGGAAAGCAAGGAGAUAUUUACUGCCUGCAGCUGUAACAGCUUAUGUCUCAUAUAGCCAGUCACAAUCCUUUCUGCUUCAGUUAGCUGCAUUUACCUCCCACUUCAAUGAUGAGAAAUGAAAAAUACCCAAGGUUAGUUUGGGAAUCUGCUUUCACAGUUUUCUUUGCAAUGUGGACAAAACCCUUCUGCUCCGGCAGAAAACUGAAAUCCCAAAAUGCUGCAGCACUGGCAGUACAUUUGGGCAGCCUGGCUGCUAACCUGCAUCAUUAUGAACUAAGUAAUCAAAAUAACUGCAAUGUUCAAACGCUUUUACACCACCACCACAGACAGGUACAUAUUCACAUUGCUCCCUUUUCAUGAAACUGGCCACAGUGAAAGUCAGCGUUUUGCUUUAACAUUCAAUAAGGAGAGAAGGCAGCAACCAAAAAACAACCACAACCCAAAUGCUUCCCACUGGCCCUUCCAGAACCUUUGCUUUGCAGAUCUUUCUGGUUGAUACUCACAGGUUGUAAGAAAUUAGUGGGUUUGACUGAAGGUGUUGUACAUAGCUCUAAGUAAAGGGAGAGCUUCAGAGCUCUGCAGACAUCAGCUUGAUACUAGAAGCAGGAGUAGAGACAGAGUGAAGUGGAAGACCUGACAAGUUAUUACAUGAAGCAAAUAGCUGAACCAGUCAUCUGAAACAGGUAACAAAAUAGGUUAUGUGGCCCAGCAUGGAUUUUAGGCUGAAUAGAGUCCACAACCUUUUCAUGGCAAACCAUGCAUUUGACUAUCAAGGUGGACAGCGUCAGCGUGCUAAGUGUUCAAGUUUACUGUAGCAACCAAACCCACAGAUACUGUCUUUUGUUUUGUUGAAACCUCUUUUAAAAUAAUAAAUAAAUAAAUAAAUGCCUUACUCAAAACUCAAAGGGCUUGGGGAAAAAAAAAAAAGAAAAAUUAAAAGAAAAAAAAAAAAAGGAAAACCAAGAUGGUCUCACCUUGCAGAUCCAGACCACCCAGGAAGUCUGGAAUCAGGUAUGUUUAAAACUCUUCAGAUUUGUCUUAACAUCUUCCAAAUGCUGCGACUUUGAAGAAAAAGCAGCACUGACUUUUUAAACUGAUUUUCCUGUAACGCAUAACACUGUAAAUAAACAAAUUUUACUAUCA
Neopsephotus bourkii (Bourke's parrot) is the source of this 3241-nucleotide messenger RNA. RefSeq names its product ELOVL fatty acid elongase 2 (gene ELOVL2). The coding region runs from base 146 to 1039 and encodes 297 amino acids. Lineage: Eukaryota; Metazoa; Chordata; Aves; Psittaciformes; Psittacidae. Gene Ontology annotation, biological process: fatty acid elongation, polyunsaturated fatty acid; very long-chain fatty acid biosynthetic process; sphingolipid biosynthetic process. The record is from RefSeq and is a predicted model, not a curated record. Gene Ontology annotation, cellular component: endoplasmic reticulum; endoplasmic reticulum membrane. The transcript has 8 exons. Gene Ontology annotation, molecular function: fatty acid elongase activity.